This is a messenger RNA of Punica granatum (pomegranate), 3351 nucleotides long. The record is from RefSeq and is a predicted model, not a curated record. Lineage: Eukaryota; Viridiplantae; Streptophyta; Magnoliopsida; Myrtales; Lythraceae.
CACCACCUGCGAAGACGUCAAACGCUCUGCGACGAGCCCACCCCUAAACCCAAACAUAUCAUCAUUCUCUCUACUUCUUCACUCAUCGAUCACUUCCAUUCUCUGCUACUUCUCCGAUCAUUAUAUCAGCUUCAUUCCCCCUUCCAUCCGCCAUUGCAGUCCACCUCUCUGCACUCUCUCUCUCUCACUGUGUGUGACUCAGUCUCUGUCUCUGCAUUUAUUAUUAAAUCUCUCAAAAAGCCUUUGGGUAGAGCACAAAUCAAUGCACUUGCAGAAGAGAACCCCACAGGUAGAAGAUGAAAUGAAAUCUUCCACGGAGGAAGCUGACGCCCUGCUAGCAGCCACCUCCUCCCCCAACCACCAUAUGCGCCUCUGAUCCUUCCCCCCUCUGGAAAUACGAAACUUAAGCCACCUUUUCUUUUCUUCCUUUUUUUAUUUUUUUCAAAUAAAAAAAAAACUUGUUCUUGGGUUUGCAAAAACUCCAAAAAGGCAAUGCCUUUUCAAUCUUUGAUCUCCCCAAUCUCUCAGAAUCCCAACGCCUCGACCUCUCCCUACCCCCCUUCUUCUUCUUAUUGGUCUCUUCCACUGUGCUGUUAACACCAAAUGAGUUGUUAUCCCCUUCAUUUUCAUGGCCGCUUGUGCUCUGGUCAGCUCCUCCGACGCUGAUAACUCCGCCUCCCCCAACACCCACAUGAGCACCACCGGCAGCAACCUCCACUACCACUACCACACCGACCCCCUCCUCCUCCUCAACGCUGCCGCCCCGCCUCUUCCUCCUCCUCCUGCUGCUGCCGCCUUUCCUCACCCCAACUCCCUCCUCCAGCUUCAGCAGCAACAGUACUACAACAGCAUCAGCGGCGCUAGGAUGGUGAGGAAGCGGAUGGCGUCAGAGAUGGAGGCGGCCCACGUCACCAGUGCUGGAGCCGGAGGGGAUGCCUACUUCCGGUUCUCCCAACGGGGCGGGGCAAACCCUAACGGCCUCGACGGCGACUCGGUGCAGUCGUUUCAGAGUCAUACCCCCAACACCGCCAUUACCCUCCCCAACCACUCCACCACUACUGCUGCUACGAGUCUGACCGCGACAUCACCCUGCUCCGCGUUUUUAUCCCCUGCGGCCGUGACCACCGCCACCACUCCUGCACCCGCCCCCCUCCCAUACAUCGACACCUCCCUCCCUCCUCCCGCCAAUCAUCUCACCUCUCCCGCUGCCGCGGAGGCGCCCGCCCUCUGCGUCUUCUCCGGGCUGCCCCUCUUCCCGCCGGAUAGGACCCGCUCCUCCUCCGCUGCCGUCGCGACUCCCGUCGCGUCCUCGGCAGGUAACAUGGACGAUGGCUCUACCGCGACGUGGGUUGACGGCAUCAUUAAGGACCUCAUCCACAGCUCCAGCAACGUGUCGAUCCCUCAGCUCAUACAGAACGUUCGGGACAUCAUCUACCCCUGCAACCCUAGCCUCGCCUCCGUCCUCGAGUUCCGGCUUCGAUCCUUGACCGAGCCGGUGGCUUCCGCCGCCUCCAUUCUUCCUCGCCAGAGGCAGUAUAACCAGUUCGGCAGCUCGAGCCUCCGGCUCAACCUCGACUCCACCGCCCUCGACAGCAUCCCUUACCACUCGGAUCUCGCCGCCUACCUGAACUACCCGGUUCCGCUGCCCUCGACCGCUCCUGCGGUCCCCCGUCUCGAUGAGCGCCCGGUGCCUCCCCCUGAGCCCCAGCCCGAACCACUGCCCCGGCACCAGCAGCAACCGCAGCAGCAGGCACCGGAGUCAGAGCCCGAGAAGUCAUCCCCUUCCGCGGAGGCGGCAUCAUCAGCAGACAAUGGAACAGGCGCAACCUCUGCUGCUGCCGCAGCAGCUGCUGCAGCGGCAGCUCUUGCGAGGGAGAAGGAGGAGAAGAAGCAGAAGAAGAAGGACGAGGAGGGGCUCCAUCUACUGACGUUGCUCCUCCAGUGCGCGGAGGCGGUCUCAGCGGACAAUCUCGAGGAGGCCAACAGGAUGCUCCUCGAGAUAUCAGAGCUGUCGACGCCCUACGGGACCUCGGCCCAGCGCGUGGCCGCCUACUUCUCGGAGGCUAUCUCCGCCCGCCUCGUCAGCUCAUGUCUGGGGAUCUACGCCUCCCUACCGGCGGCCCCGCACAGCCACAAGAUCUCAUCCGCCUUCCAGGUCUUCAACGGCAUCAGCCCCCUCGUCAAGUUCUCCCAUUUCACGGCGAACCAAGCCAUACAAGAAGCCUUCGAGAGGGAGGACAGGGUCCACAUCAUCGACCUCGACAUAAUGCAGGGCCUCCAGUGGCCGGGACUCUUUCACAUCCUGGCCUCGAGGCCUGGCGGCCCGCCCCACGUGAGGCUGACGGGGCUGGGGAACUCCAUGGAAGCGCUGGAGGCCACUGGGAAGCGGCUCGCCGAGUUCGCCGACAAGCUGGGGCUGCCCUUUGAGUUCUGCCCAGUGGCGGAGAAGGUCGGGAACUUGGACCCCGAGCGGCUCAACGUGAGCAAGAGGGAGGCCGUGGCCGUCCACUGGCUCCAGCACUCCCUCUACGACGUCACCGGCUCCGACACCAGUACGCUGUGGCUCCUGCAGAGGUUGGCGCCAAAGGUGGUGACAGUGGUGGAGCAGGACCUCAGCCAGGCAGGGUCAUUCCUGGGGCGGUUUGUGGAGGCCAUCCACUACUACUCAGCCUUGUUCGACUCGCUUGGGGCCAGCUAUGGAGAGGAGAGCGAGGAGCGGCAUGUAGUGGAGCAGCAGUUGCUGUCCCGUGAGAUCCGCAACGUCCUGGCCGUGGGUGGGCCCUCCAGAAGCACCGCUGCUGCUGUGAGAUCUGGUGGCAGCUGGAGGGACAAGCUCCGGCAGGCCGGAUUCAGGUCAGUGUCCCUUGCUGGCAACCCUGCCAAUCAGGCCACCCUUCUCCUCGGGAUGUUCUCCUGUGAAGGUUACACCCUGGUCGAGGACAACGGGACCCUGAAGCUCGGGUGGAAGGACCUGUGCCUCCUCACCGCCUCUGCAUGGAGCCCCAUGAUCUCCUCUUCGCCAAGCCUGCACGUGAACCCGAACCCUACCCGCCAUUACUCUCAUUGACUUGACCCUAGGCUCCAUCGAGGAAGUUGGAAUAAUCGGGAUGGCUAGGGGUGUAAUGAUGCCAAAAGACCAAGCUAGGGAAAAGGAUUAAUCAGCUAAUUAAGGAUGUGAUACUAGCUCACAGUCAGCCUUUUUUUUUUUUUUCAUUUUGUUUUUCCUUAUUUCUUACUUUUUGUACGGACGUUGUAUUGUGCUCAGCAUGUUUUUAAUCUCUAGUCAUAAUUGUGAGGGCAAUUAUAAUUUUGAUGAUGAUUAUAUCGGAUUUAGACUCUUCCUUUUUCUUC